AUUUGUAUCAUGGCUUCAUUGAUAUUCAGUGGACACUUAUGUUCAUAUUCUUUGUCGAAUUUGCGAAAUCCGAGAAGUCUGUUGACAUUUCAGCCAGCUCACAAACAUGCAGGAUUUAGAUUAUUCGAUAUUUCCCCCCCUGCAACGUUCAAGACAUCUCAUACAAUCAGAGUUGAUAGCAGAUAUGUUUCUCAUCUUGUGAAUACGACUUUUAGACCAUACAGUUCUAGAGAAUGGAGAAAGGCACAGCGAGAGAUGCUAAAGGAACGGAAGCAGACAGAGGCAAAUAAAGUAGUACCGAGCUACGAAGAAACUUCUCUUAAACGCGAUACUCCAUCAUACAACCUAUGGAAAGAAGAAAAUCAAGCGCCUUCUUACGAUCAAAAUGCCUCCACCGAAGAACUUAUGAAUCCUUCGGUCAUGCAGCACCUACGAAAAGUGUAUACAACUAUCACGGCAAUGAUAGGAGCUGCAGCCAUUGGGGGUGCUUCUUAUUUGGUGUUACCAGCCUCUAUAUUGGCUACAGCACCCUUCGUAGGCCUUUUGGGUAGUAUUGGAUGCAUACUGGGAGUUUAUUUCUCCAAUCCCAAAAACAUUCUGUUUCGACAAAAUUUGCUCAUGGGGUUUGGGUUUCUCAGCGGUUUGAGUAUUACUGGAUUGCUCUCUAUUGUGUCCUUGCCCACUAUUCUUAUGGCAUUGGCCGGUACAACUGCUAUUUUCGCCGGAUUUUCACUAGCUGCCAUUAGGGCCAAAAGUACCACCUUUCUAUCCCUAGGAGGUGUACUCGGAGGUAGUAUCCUUUUCUUGCUAGGUAUUUCACUAAUAAGCUGGCUCGGUCCAAUGCUAGCACUUCCACUUUCCCCGGCGUUCUAUGCUGCCCUCCAUAACGUCAACCUGUAUCUAGGACUCGGUAUAUUCUCUCUUUUUGUAUCGUACGAUACACAGAGAAUGAUCACAAAUGCAUACGAAGGAAACACUGACCAUGUCAGCGACGCCCUGAGCAUGUUCAUUAACGUUUAUUCUAUAUUCGUCAGGCUUCUUUCAAUCUUUCGAGACGAAUGAGGGACAUGCGCACUCUGUGUUAAAUACAUGGCCUUUCAACAUCUGCCCUCUUUUUUCUUUGAUUAAGCAGCAUUUUUUGCAGAAAUAAAGAGUUGUCCUAGUCACCGCCUCGAUGAGUGACCAUCUUUCUAAUAAGUGGACAGGGAACAUGCUCCAGAAACCUUUUGAAGAAAUUUUUGCUGUUAAAUACCGUCUCUUUUCUUAAUAGCAAAAAAGAAUCGUUCUAGAGAAAUCCUAGUUAAACACCUAGAAGAAUUACAUCGCGUUGGUCACAAACCGAUUUGCACUUCAAUUUUAUACAACCUCAAAUGCUGCCACAUGAGCACAACAAUAAUGAAAUGGCCGAUGGUUUAUUUUUUUUCAUAAAAAUUCUAAUUCACUAAAUUGUGUACUGUUUUGCAGCCAAUAUUGUCUUACUUUUAUUUCCUAUCAUCCAUCGGUCAUCUAUUUGUACAUUCACAUAAUUUUUGUGUCCAAACUGCUGUAAAGUUACCGCAGUCAGGGAGAGGCAUACCUACGAAAAGAUCGUAUUUGCCGAGAAAAACUAUACAAAAAAGUUGAGUUGCUGCAUUUUUGCAUGAAUGGCUAGUUUGAUUAUAGUAGCUAGUUUGGGACUAGCAGGUGCUGCAUAUAUAGCAAAACGGAGCAUUAGCAGGCGCCCAGGCGGUAUUCGCCUGUAUGUUCAGCGCAAAAAUAUUUAUUUUGCGCAUCAGCUAGGUUUACUUGAUGACGUGCAGGCAGCUGCGGCAUACGAUGCCCUGAGGAAGCAUUAUGAAAAACUGGUCAUACCCAAGCCAGUCAAUUUGAGUGGAGACAAACAAGCCGAUUCCCAGAUCUUGUAUGGGGGUCCAUUUCAGAGCGAGAUGACAAAAAAAGAGGCCAGGCAGAUCCUCGGCUUGAGCGAAGAGCAAUCGAGGCACGGUCAGAAUGUGACUCGACAGUGGCGUCAGUUGAUGCUCAGAAAUCACCCAGAUAUAGGCGGAAGCCCGUAUAUUGCGGCGAAGAUCAACGAAGCCAAAGAUAUCGUAAUGGGUGAGAAGGCGGCGAAGGAAGACGAGCCUGUAAAGCGUGAUGCCAAUGAGAAAAAAAGAGGUACAAAAACUAAUUUUGAUGUUUCAGAAGAAGAGGAUUUUACAGACGCGUAUCAGACGGCAGAGAGUAGAGGGCCUUUUGCGGGGUAUAAUCCGUUGAAUUUGACUGGAGAUUGGAAUGUAGUCGAGGAAAUUUUUCAGCGGAAAGCUAACCGCAAAAGGCCACUAUGGAUGCCGGAAGAUGUCAUACCAUUCGCGCCUGAGGAGAAUUGGAAAUUGCGCUACCUAAAAGAGCUGGACUCCGUAUCUCAGUUGGAUGAACAUAUCAGUAACCAAAGCAAUGUACUUUUGAUGGAGAACAGAAACAUAAAUACAAAGGAUACAGUGGGGAUAAUAUUAGACGAAGAGGGGAAGCCAGAAGAUCCGAGGACGUGGAAUUAUUAUAAAGAGGAGGAACUAAUUAGGAACGCGGAAGAGGUGGAAGAGGAUGAGAUUGAGUUGGAGAGGCAAGAAAAAAUGGUGAUCAAGAAGGAGAUGUUGGAGAGAAUGUACGCAGAAAUGAUUUGGUCAAAAAAGAAAGUACAGAAGAAAAAGAAGUCGAAUGCGGAGAAGAACUAGUACAUUAGUGUUCGUAUAUGAAUGCAUGUAUGUAUAAAUGUGCAGUAAAAAAGGACAUACAUAUAUACGCAACACUGUUUUGUAGACACCGAUAAGGGUGUUAGAAUGGGAGAAGAUACUCCAAUAAUGUGGGCAGCAAAGAGGAGGAGGGUGAAUUUGGAGAGGGAGAUUCCUCGUGUCGUGCGUUGCUGGGAAACAGCGUGUUGAUGUCUUCCUCUGAAUAUAUUUGGAUGCCUUGCUCUAGGACAGACGGAGGGAGGUGUUUGUUGAUGUCAGGGUGAUCGCUCAGGAGUGCAUAUCGGUACAGCCCUUGCACAUCAUGGAAAUUAGUGUUGGUGAGUUGUCGUAUAGAACGUUGAUGUUCAAGCCACUGAUCGGUAUUGAAUUCUGGCUGUUCGAUUGCAUGGACAACAUGGAGUGUAGUGUCGAUCAACCAUUGGAUAGUGGAUGGGUUUUUCCAGUUACGGUUUGCCCAUUCAGCGUAGAGAAGGCACUGCAAAUGGACCGGAUCAUAGGAAUCAUCGGCAUCCUGAGACGACAGGAAGUAGGGAUGGGUGUCGAUGCCGUUGUCUGGAAGAGGCUGUAUGGACAGUCGAGAGCAGAGAUAUAUGAGAGCUUGAGGAAAAGUCAAAAUGGCUUGAGCGAGAAUCUGAGAACUGUCGGACAGAUGUUGAGGCUCGUAAGAAGGGAUGCAGAUUUCUUCAGACAAAUUAGAGAGGCGAGUUUUAUUUUUUUCUAAAUGGAACUUAGCAAGUGCCAGGGAAUACAGCCAAUUUGGUCUGAUCAGCAAGUUCUUUUUGCAGAGCAUAGGAUGAGCUAAGAAUUCGGCUAUGAGCAAAUGUUUGUUUUUCCUCAAAAUACACUGGUCAAUCCAAUAGAGCAAUCCGAACGGAUCUGAAGGAUCGAGAGUGAAUAAAAACUUGCAAAAUUCUAGGGUU
This is a messenger RNA of Schistocerca gregaria, 3649 nucleotides long. RefSeq lists its product as uncharacterized. Gene Ontology annotation, biological process: protein import into mitochondrial matrix. NCBI's taxonomy places the organism in Eukaryota, Metazoa, Arthropoda, Insecta, Orthoptera, Acrididae. Gene Ontology annotation, cellular component: PAM complex, Tim23 associated import motor. The record is from RefSeq and is a predicted model, not a curated record. Gene Ontology annotation, molecular function: ATPase activator activity. The transcript has 7 exons. Bases 1644 to 2711 code for a protein of 355 amino acids.